Messenger RNA from Odobenus rosmarus divergens (Pacific walrus), 652 nucleotides. It is a transcript of the gene VAMP5, whose product is annotated as vesicle-associated membrane protein 5. Bases 69 to 419 code for a protein of 116 amino acids. Gene Ontology annotation, biological process: Golgi to plasma membrane protein transport. Gene Ontology annotation, cellular component: plasma membrane. The transcript is spliced from 3 exons. The record is from RefSeq and is a predicted model, not a curated record. Lineage: Eukaryota; Metazoa; Chordata; Mammalia; Carnivora; Odobenidae.
CCGGGUAUCUGGCACCGCGGCCGCUGGGCGACAGAAGAGCCCGAGCUGGCGAGGCGGCGGCAGCAGCUAUGGCAGGGACAGAGUUGGAACGGUGCCAGCGGCAGGCGGACGAAGUGACAGAAAUCAUGCUCAACAACUUCGACAAGGUCCUGGAGCGCGAUGGGAAACUGGCAGAACUGGAGCAGCGUUCAGACCAACUGCUGGAUAUGAGCUCAGCCUUCAGUAAGACAACCAAGACCCUGGCCCAGAAGAAGCGCUGGGAGAACAUGCGUUGCCGGAUCUACUUGGGGCUGGUGGUGGGCGGUGGCCUGCUCAUCCUCCUGAUUGUGCUGCUGGCCAUCUUUCUCCCACAGAGCAGUGGGGGCAGCAGUGCCCCACAGGCCCAGGACGCAGGCAUUGCCUCAGGGCCUGGGGACUGACCCAGCCAGGCCUGGAGGAGAGGCCGAGUGGCCGCACUGGCUGGUCCUCGUCUCCAGAGAACCCUGGCGUUUGCUCCCAUCUGAGCCACCCAACUGAGCACUGAAGAGCGACCCUGAUGCGUGCACCUUUGCAUCUCCUAUCACGCCACAGACUGGCCCUUGCGGGCAGCCUGCUGCACUGGCCACUGCCAGGCCAGUCCCACCUGGAGCUCAGUAAAAGCUGCUGUUUGGUU